AUGAAGCUGUUUGGAGGUUUAAUAAUCUGGGUCUGCCUGGCCGCACCAGGACCUAAUUGGCUUUCCACGUGCGCCACCGGCUUUCAGGUUCAAGUGCGGAUUCCAAUAUGGGAUGUUGCAGGACUUAUAAAAAGAGUCACCACCUCCACCACGGGCCAUGUCAGUUAUCAAAAAAAGAAAGAACGACCUGUUCCUGAAGAUUUUUGGCCACCGUUACAUGGAUACUAUGAUCCCUUGGCUUACCCACCGCCACCUUUUUACCCAUACCCACCUUAUGUGCCACCAAACAAACCACCAAUACAUCCACCGACACAUCGACCAACUAAUCCUCCAACGAGGCCACCAACAAAGGCACCAACAAACCCACCAACAAAACCACCAACAAACCCACCAACAAACCCACCAACGACUACAAAACCGCCGGAAGAAACAACAACUGAAGCAACAACUGAAGAAACAACAGAAUCGCCAACCGAUACAACUACCAUUGCAACCACGGUGCCAACAAUUGAAACCACAACGGCUGAAGCAACAGAUUCUACAACAGACACAACAACGGAGCCAACAACAGAGCCUUCUAUAUGCUCAACGUUCCCUCAACUUCCAAUAUGCCAAGUUAGCAAAUCAGUGCACCUAGUAAACAAGUCCAGUAACGUGUUAUAUCCGGAAAAGAAGCUAUCGAUUGAAACUGUGCCCCACUCAGUCACCUCUCUUUGCUUCUAUUAUCCGCGCCUGUGCACGAAGCCCGAAGAAGCUCAAUUCGUAAGAUUGUCGGAUGAAAAUGGAAGGCCUUUGCUCCUAAUAAGUGCAGUAGAAGAAAAUCCUUCAAAAAAUAAACGUAGAAACCAUUAA
Molecule: messenger RNA, 852 nt
Organism: Drosophila erecta
Lineage: Eukaryota; Metazoa; Arthropoda; Insecta; Diptera; Drosophilidae
Product: pollen-specific leucine-rich repeat extensin-like protein 2
Exons: 1
Coding region: 1-852 (283 amino acids)
Source: RefSeq, a predicted model, not a curated record